UCAGUUUUCCUCGGCAGCUCCACGCUUGUCUUUGACAGUGAGCUGAACCUUGCUAGCUGUCGCGCGCUGUAAUUCCCCCAGCCAUUCACACUAAGCAGCUAGCCGGGUCGGUGAGCUCAUUUGACACGAGCAGUCAACCCCAGGGACGGUUAGCUUCAGCACGGGGCUCGCUUUUGUGUGUUAGCCGACACAAGGGACGCGACCAAGAUGUCUAAGGACACGGAAGGGAAGAGCGAGAAGAUUAUGGAUAUGGAGAGCAAGGUGUUGUGGUACCCGGACUCCAAGAGGAACACACAGAUGGACAAGUUCAGGAUACAGGUCAACGGGGACUAUGGACUUAAUCUGGUCAACUACAAUGACCUGUACCAGUGGUCGGUGGACAACUACCCAGAUUUCUGGGCAGAGGUGUGGCGCUUCUGUGGAGUCGUCAGCUCCAAAGCAUAUGAAGAGGUGGUGGACGUAACCAAACGGAUCUCGGAUGUUCCAGAGUGGUUUAAAGGAGCUCGGCUCAACUACGCUGAGAACUUGCUCAAACAUGCUGACCAGGACAAAGUAGCUCUCUAUGCUGCGACGGAGGCAAAUGAUGAGAUUGUGAAGGUGACGUUUGGGGAGCUGAGGCGCGAUGUGGCGCUGUUUGCUGCCGCCAUGAGGAAGAUGGGCGUCCAGACUGGAGACAGGGUCGUAGGCUACCUGCCCAAUGGUAUCCAUGCAUUGGAGGCUAUGUUAGCAGCAGCCAGCAUCGGAGCCAUUUGGAGCUCCACGUCUGUCGACUUUGGAGUCAACGGUGUUCUUGACAGGUUUUCUCAAAUCCAGCCCAAGCUGAUCUUCUCUGUUGCUGCUGUGGUUUACAACGGCAAAACACAUGACCACAUGGAAAAGCUGACUAGUGUUGUCAAAGGUCUGCCUGACCUGCAGAAAAUAGUGGUGAUUCCCUACGCUCGCUCCAAACACGAGACCGACCUCUCCAACAUCCCCAACAGUGUAUUUAUAGAUGAUUUUUUGGCAUCUGGUCGUGGUGAGGGCGACCAGUUUCCUCAGCUGGAGUUCGAGCAGCUUCCAUUCAAUCAUCCUCUGUUCAUCAUGUACUCCUCUGGCACCACAGGAGCUCCUAAAUGUAUGGUCCACUCCGCUGGGGGCACGCUCAUCCAACACUUGAAAGAACACAUCCUCCAUGGCAAUAUGACCAGCAGUGAUGUCAUCAUUUACUACACCACGACCGGCUGGAUGAUGUGGAACUGGCUGGUGUCUGCUCUGGCAGUGGGAGCCUCAGUGGUUUUAUAUGACGGUUCACCACUAAUGCCCACACCCAAUGUACUGUGGAACCUGACAGACCAGCUGGGCAUCACCAUCUUUGGUACCGGGGCCAAGUGGCUGUCUGUGCUGCAGGAGAGGAACCUGAAACCCUCGGAAACACACAACCUCCAGUCUCUCCACACCAUCCUGUCCACUGGAUCUCCUCUCAAACCUCAGAGCUACGACUACGUCUACCGCUGCAUCAAGAGCAAUGUGCUGCUGGGCUCCAUCUCAGGCGGCACUGACAUAGUGUCAUGUUUCAUGGGUCAGAACCCAACAGUUCCAGUGUAUCGGGGCGAGAUCCAAACAAGAAACCUUGGCAUGGCUGUGGAAGCCUGGAGUCUUGACGGUAAGCCUGUAUGGGGAGAGAGCGGGGAGCUAGUGUGCUUGAAACCAAUCCCCUGCCAGCCAACACACUUCUGGAAUGACGAGAAUGGGGGCAAAUACCACAAAGCAUACUUUUCUACAUAUCCUGGGGUGUGGGCCCAUGGAGACUACUGUAAAAUCAACGCAAAGACAGGAGGCAUUGUCAUGCUGGGCAGAAGUGAUGGUACACUGAACCCCAACGGAGUCCGAUUUGGCAGCUCUGAGAUCUACAACAUUGUGGAGGCAUUCGAGGAUGUGACAGACAGUCUCUGCGUUCCUCAGUACAAUGCCGAUGGAGAGGAGCGCGUUAUUUUGUUCUUAAAAAUGGCACCCGGUAAGCCCUUCAGUCCGGAGCUGGUGGCAAAGAUUAAAGGAGCCAUUAGAAAAGCCCUGUCUGCCCGACACGUCCCUGCUCUGCUGCUGGAGACCAGAGACAUUCCUUACACCAUCAGCGGGAAGAAGGUGGAGGUGGCUGUGAAGCAGGUGAUUGCCGGCCGGGAGGUGGCGCAAAGAGGAGCUUUCUCCAACCCUGAUUCGCUGGACCUCUACAAGAACAUUCCUGAACUGCAGAACUAUUAGAGAUGAGCUGGAGAGAGGACCACCUCAGAAGAUCUUAGUUUUUAAAUUAACUUUAUUCAAAUUUACAGGAACAGGGAGAUGUGCAAGGUGCAUUACAGGGGUAGUUUACAAAAGCCCCAUUCGCACAGGACUAGUUAUACCUGGGGACCUCGAGCAAUUUGUAGUAAUUGCGGAGGUGGUUUGUGAUCUUAAUCCCUUGCAAAUCUGCCAUGUCCGUAGUUUGUCAAGAAAAAAUUCGACUUUACUUUAUCGAAUCUCACUAAACACAGAGGUCAUGUAGAAAUACUAGUCCCGUGUGAAUUGGCAUUGGGUGACUUGGGAUUUAUUUGUCUUUUCUGCCUCUUUCCUGGUUGAAAAUUAUGAAGGCUGUGUUGGCAAAUAUAAAUGAAUGUUUUGAAAGCGUUUUGGCCGAAGGAGGCUGAUCUUGCUACACAGCAUGGACACCCAUUGACAGAAAGUGAAGCUUAAAUCCAUCAGAAGAGAGAAAACUCAAAAGAUGACUCACAUUUUAAAGGACAGGAAAAAGAGGUUAACAUGGUGUAUCUCUGCUAGUGGUGCUGUGUAGGUUUUCUGUGUUGUGUAGAGCAGUGGUUCCCAACUGGUCCAGCCAUGGGGUCCAGAUUUCUCCAUAGUCAUCAGUUCAAGGUCCACACAGUUAAAGAUAUUUAGCGUCAUACUUGCGUUUGGCCAUGUGGUCGAGCUAGUUUGCUGUCUCUGUCAAUAGCUAUGAACUCUGCGGGAAACAGCACUUUGAAAUAAAAGAUCUGUGCCACAAAUUCACCAUACUUAAAGAUAAAGUGUGUUUUUUACAACUUUGACACGUUAGUGAGUCACUUGCGGCCCGUUGAGAAUGGACCCAUGACCCACUUUUGGGUCACGACCCAUCAGUUGGGAACCACUGGAGUAGAGUGUAGUCACAAAUGACUGUGUGCAUCAUAUUUAGGGGGAUAUGUCAGCAAAUGUGAGAGAAAUACAGACUUUGCUUAUCCUGUGUUAAUGUGCGGCACGAAACACAGGCUUUUGGGGAAGGGGUAAUUAUUAAAAUCACGAGGUCCCCUGUUUAUACUAGUCCCAAGCAAAUACGGUUAAAGGCACCUUUGUUCAGAGCAUAUAAAAGGAAAAGACUGUGUACGUCAAAAUAAUACAAAAAUUGUAUAAAUAAUAUGUAAAUAUAAUAAUAAGUGUUUGGUAUGAGGCAGACAAGAGACUUUAAAAAUGUGUUGCUCCAUCGGCUAGCUUUCAGUCAUGUGAUCAAGCAGCUGCUCUCAGUGAAUGUUGAACUGGAUUCAGCUUUGGGUAUAAUAUGAUGUGCACAGCGGCGCUUGUGAAUAAGCUCACGCUCUGAAGUCACCAAUAAUGGAGAAGUGUAAUUCAGCAUCAAGCGCUUUGCUUUGGCUUCACAGUCUGAUCGCUAUCAGCCAGUGAAGAACCAUAUCUCUCUGUGUCACCUGCUUUAACAUCAGCGUCGCCUCUGAGUGUGUCCCAGAAUUGAAAAUCCGUGGGAGUGUGCAGACAAACACACAACACAAACACCUGGGAUUAACACCUCAGUUCCGACUCGUAUCAUUGUUACAAUAUGUGGCGGGUAUUGCUUUAUCAAAUGUGUAUAUAUUUGAAUAUAUAUUUUUUGGACUGUGAAAUUACGUUAACAUUCUAAUUAUGCAUUUAAAGAUAGUGACCCAGACCUGUUAACCAAAGUCAGUCUCGGAUGAAGAGGGUUGUAGUUUGGAUAAAUGAAGAAGAUAAAACUUACUGAACUUCUACCAACCUAAAACGUUUUUGAUCUCUUGUGUAUUACAUGCUCAAAUCCUAACAAUCGACUUUGUAACCAUUGACUCUUAUUGCAUUCCACCCAAGAUAUCAAGGCAUGAAUUGAUGAAGCUCUACAAGCGAAAGUUUUUCAUUGGCCGUCAUUUAUCCAGCUAAACGAGUCAGUAAAGGUCAAGUGUGAUCUGAAACUGAGCAAAGGUUCAUUUCACCACAGAAGCCUGUAUUUAUUCGUUCCAUGUCUGUGUUCCAUGUUCAUGUGUCAUGACUCUAAGACAAAUGUUUCUCUUCAAAUAGUUCCUGUUUCUGUUUUUUGUCACGAGUAGCAAUACUGAGCAACAUGGGUGUAUGAUAGCAAAAAUCACCUGGGUUUCAAUUCCUGUUGGAGAAAAAAAAACAGACCUGAAAGUGUAACAAUAACAGAUAUAAAUGUCAGAGAUGCAUUUGAUCUUUGGAGCUGCAGAAAGUAUUUUAUACUGAUUUUUGUGGUUGUGGCUUGUUGUGGUUUUAAGGAUUCUUCUUAUCUGGCAUUUGUUUCAGUCUUUGUCACUUGUUUCAGAUUGUUUAAAGGUUUGAAUGUAUGCAAGUCAACUGGAAAAUUCUGAAGUUCAUCUUUAACUUCAUUUUCACUGCUUAGAUUUAAUAUAUUUCUUCUUUAAAGGUACCCUGUGAAAUUUUUGACCACUUCCCUUUCUGCCAAUAGUGUCGCACUAUUCCAGUGAUUGACAGGUGGCAGUAAAUUGCCAAGAAAAGUAGCAAUGCACCAGCAAAAUGCAAGGACGUGGAAAAGUGCUAGCUAGCAAAUACAGUUGUAAACAAUGCAGGGUUCAAAUGAAAAUAAAUCAGACUUUCUAAUACCUCA
Messenger RNA from Epinephelus lanceolatus (giant grouper), 4867 nucleotides. It is a transcript of the gene aacs, whose product is annotated as acetoacetyl-CoA synthetase. Gene Ontology annotation, biological process: positive regulation of insulin secretion; lipid metabolic process. Gene Ontology annotation, molecular function: acetoacetate-CoA ligase activity. The record is from RefSeq and is a predicted model, not a curated record. Lineage: Eukaryota; Metazoa; Chordata; Actinopteri; Perciformes; Serranidae.